AUGGCCAUGACACCUUUAUAUUUGGGAGAACCGACAGUCCUCCAUCUAUUUCCCCAGUAUUUAGAUGGUGCGGCCCUACGUUGGUAUCACCAAAAGAAGAUAGUUUAUCUUCAGACUAUCGACGAACUCGCGUCUGCCUUCAUAGAACGUUUCAGCAUGCAUCUCAGCUUAGAACGGUCAGAGAAGAAGCUCAAGAAUGUCAAGCAAGGCGAAAAUGAAAAAUUUACGGUCUUUAUCGAACGGUGGAAAGCGGUUGCUGAAAAGAUUGAUUCCCUGCCUAGCGAACAAAGACAAAUCGACAUGAUUCUGGAUAAUGUUAACGGUCGAUAUUCUGUUGGAUUCGCCUGUCAAGACCUAAUUGAUCAGAAAAUCAUUCCUAAACCCGAAAUCGUGAGCAAUCUGUUGCCUGAACAUCAGGUCAACCUGAUUUCUGCCAACGAACCGGUUAACCCUCUGGAGGUUAAUAUGAUCAACCCAUGGCCCAAAAAGGAGGACAGAGGAGCUCCACAUCCUCCGGUAAUACCUCGAAAUUGGUGGAUUAUUGACAACCCCGAUUCAAGCGCUCCCAAGAUAGUACAACGAGAAGUUUUAGCAACCCAGAGCGGAGCCGACUUCCAGCCCAGUUUCAUGAAAACAACCCCUGCAGUUAAUCUUCCCGGCCCAUCUAACGAUCCAAGAAGGGAAAACGAGCCGAGAGCUUUAAAUCCUGGUGAUAGUCUUCUUGCUCAGCUCAAGAAGACUAAUGCCAACAUUUCCAUCUGGGAAAUCCUUAUGUAUUGUAUCGAACACAGGCAAGCUGUUCUUAAUGUGCUAAGCCAGGCUAGUAUACCAGCCAACACGACUCCAGAAGAGUUGGUUGGUAUCAUCUCAUCAACUCCUCAGAUCAACAUGAUAGGGUUCAAGGACAAAGACCUACCUGCUCCCGAUGAACCCCAUGUUAAGGCUCUUUAUAUUUCUGUAAAAAUGUCUGAUAAAGUCAUUCCUAUGACUCUAAUCGACAAUGGUUCAGCAUUGAACAUAUGUCCCUGGAAGACUCUCCAAGAGCUCGACAUUUAUGCUGAUAAAGUCCUCCCCUCAGACCUGUGCGUCCGUGGCUUUGACAAUUCUCGUCGAGAGAUUAUGGGCAGCUACCUAACAACGAUCUAUGUAGUUGAUGUACCUUUUGAGGUGGAAUUCUGUGUAAUCAACAUGCGACCAUCGUACAACCUAAUCUUGGGACGACCCUGGUUGCAUCAGGCUAAGGCUCUUGCCUCCACCCUGCAUCAGAAAAUUCGUUUCAUGGCUAACGACAAACUCGUCACCAUAGAAGGUGAGAAAUACGUCACAACCAUCAUCGGUUCAACUCAUUCCACUAACCCAGAGAUUGAGUUAAGUGGAUUCGACAUUUGUCUUAUAUUUAGGCAAGGUCAAGACUCAUCUUCCACUCCUGACUUCACUCCCUACAGCGCAAUCUCCAUGCGUCUCAUGCAGAAAAUGAGAUAUUUCCCAGGAAUGGGUCUAGGACCGAAUGCUACCGGCAUGACUUCCUUCCCCUGGUCUUAUUACGACUCAAACAACUUCGGCAUCAGUUAUACUCCGACAGAGGGCGAGGAAUCCAGGAAAGGUAAAAUCUCUAAACAAUUUAUACCUAUUCCUCAAACCCUAAAUGGACAGUUUGUGCGAGCAGGAGAAACCACAUUGUGUUUCGAGUUCCCCGAACCUUUCUUCAACCAACUUGUUAGAGAUCUUUCUCUGACGGACGAGGACGUGGUUGUUGAUGAACACUCUUGUAAGAUAAACUCCACAAACCUUCUGGCAGUUGAUAAAGCUCUUGUAAUCAACCUGAGUGUUGAUAGCAACAUCACACCCUUUUUGGAUUGUGAAAUAGUGUCUGAUGUUGUAAUAAAUAAAGAAGUUUGUAAUGACAAUCCUGAUGAGAUGUCAUCUUCUUUUUGUAAUAAAGCAUGCAAUAAAACUCCAGAGUAUAGUUUUGAAUAUAUGUCAGAUAAUGAUGAUGUUUCAUUCAACUCUAAAUUUAAUUUCGAAAUGAAAAACUUCUUAGAACACGAGGACGAGAUCGUUUCCGCAGCCGAGACGACAAUCGAAGUGAACCUCAAUACUCAAGACGAUCAUCAAAUUGUGUUGAUUGGACAAAGCCUGAGUGAUGACGAGCGUCGUGAGAUGAUCGAAUUACUAAAGACCAACAAAGACGUGUUCGCUUGGUCUUACAAGGAUAUGCCUAGAGUGGAUCCUGCAAUCGUUCGACAUCAAAUUCCCCUUUAUCUAGAGGCAAAACCCGUUAAACAAAGGUUAAGACGAAUAAAAACCGAGGUUGUCGCCAAGGUUAAAGAAGAGGUCCAGAAACAGUUGGAAGCAAAAUUCCUCGAAACUGUGGACUAUCCCGCAUGGAUAGCCAAUGUGGUUCCCAUCUUGAAGAAGGACGGAAGGAUGCACGUGUGUGUAGACUAUCGCGAUUUGAACAAGGCUAGUCCAAAGGAUAGCUUUCCUUUGCCCCACAUUGACAUUCUGGUCGAUCAUGCUGCCGACAAUCAGCUCUUGUUUUUCAUGGAUGAAUUCUCAGGAUAUAACCAAAUUCUGAUUGCGGAAGAAGACAAAGAAAAGACUACCUUUAUUACGGAGGUAGGCACGUCCUGUUUCAGGGUCAUGCCUUUCGGUCUCAAAAACGCUGGAGCUACAUAUCAACGAGCAGUAACGAUGAUCUUACACGACAUGAUCCAUAAAGAGGUAGAAGUCUACAUAGACGACAUGAUCGUAAAGUCUAAGGAUCGACAGGGUCAUAUUCCCAACUUAGACAAAUUCUUGCAAAGAAUUCGAAAGUAUGGGCUUCGACUGAACCCGAAGAAGUGUGCUUUCAGAGUCACUUCCGGUAAGAUGCUAGGAUUUCUCAUCACCCAACGUGGAAUAGAAAUCGAUCCCUCCAAAAUCGAGGCCAUUACGGCUAUGCCUGUACCUCGGAAUGAGCGAGAAGUCCGAGGGUUCCUCGGAAAAAUCCAGUUCAUCAGUCGUUUCAUCAGUAAACUAACUCUUACUUGUGAUCCUCUUUUUAAGCUACUAAAAAAAGAUUAG
Molecule: messenger RNA, 3066 nt
Organism: Impatiens glandulifera
Lineage: Eukaryota; Viridiplantae; Streptophyta; Magnoliopsida; Ericales; Balsaminaceae
Exons: 3
Coding region: 1-3066 (1021 amino acids)
Source: RefSeq, a predicted model, not a curated record